UCCGCGCGACCUGGGCGCGGUGGCAGCCGCGGUCCUGCGGAGCGCAGUGCGGGACCGCGAGUGGACGGACGGACGGACGCGAGCCCGGCGGCCGCCCCGUACGCGCACCAUGGCGCGUUUCCCCGGAUGGAGAAUGACAGCUGGCAAGAUUGCUCUUUGAGGAGAUCCUACCAGUUCCCUCGUCUCACGAAGCCUGCCUCGGGAUCUAAGACAGGAAGCCCACACAGGCCGUCUGAUGCAGAGGCUCCCCGCCUCCUGUAACCCUUGAUAAAGGUGCCUGGGUGGUCAGCGGCAGCACGCCGCCUUUCGUCCCUUUCUGGAGUGUCUGGUUAAAAAACGCAGGCACAUUUCUUUAAAUUUAGCACCUAUUUGAGAAAAAAGAAAGCGAGUCCUGUGAAUGGCUCCGUCUUUGGCCCCCGUCCCUUCUCUGUGAGGUCCGCCCUUCAUAAAGCACAGAUAAACUGCCUGCUGGAGACACAGAUUUUCCCCAGUGGGAACGCUGGGUCCUGCCUUUCGUCGUAGCUCAACAUAGGACCUGCCAGCUGAAAGCUGCAGUCCCUUCAAUGCAUUUCAUCUUCUCAGAUGAGGCUGUGCUUCUGUUUGAUUUCUGGAGAGUCCACAGUCCUACAGGCAUGGCCCUCUCAGUGCUGGUCGUCCUGCUCCUGGCUGUAUUAUAUGAAGGCAUCAAGGUUGGCAAAGUCAAGUUGCUCCACAAGACUCUGGAGAACCUGCCUAAUACCACCAGCCAGCAGCUCAUCCUGGAAUCAGACCAGGAUUCUACAGGCUCCGGAUCAACUCCAGCCAAUGGUACCCACCUCAGGUGGUUUUUGUUUUACUUCGGCCAGGCCCUAGUCCAUGUCACCCAGGUGGUCACUGGAUACUUCGUGAUGCUGGCUGUUAUGUCCUACAACACCUGGAUUUUCCUCGGUGUGGUCUUGGGUUCAGCUGUGGGCUACUACCUGGCCUACCCACUUCUCAACAUGACAUAGUGAGCCAGAGAUGUGCAGGUGCUCAGGGCUGGAGGGCGGCCUCUGCUCCAGACACUGUACUUCCAGCUGCGGCUUCCUAUGACGGCCAUUGCUCACCUCUUUCCCAGUUCCUGGCAGCUUUGAGCUGAAGCCAGCAAAUUGUCCCUGGAGCUUGGAGGACAGUGGAGCUACCUCCUUUCCCAGCCUGGCUUACAUAGGGUCCAGGCCUCCUGUGGUGCCUUAAACAAGUGGCUGUGACCAAAGGGAAUAUGGAGACUGAAACCUGGAGUUAGGGUAGCCAGGCCGGUGACCAUACACCUCAGACUGCAAAUUAAAAAUUUCCAAAGAGCUUCAGUGAGGAAGGUCAUGGAACCUGGAUACCUUUUUUGCUUUGUGCCUUAAUGCUAGGAGCAUCUCCAGUCUUGGAGGAUGGACCAUGCCAGCUCCUUCUCACCUUUUUGCCUUAGAACACAUAAAGACUGCCACUGACAAACCACUUUUUUUACCUUGAACUCCUGGUUGGCGAUUUUGCACAUUCAUACAAAACCAAUUUUCUAAUGAGCUCACUGCGUUCAUGAUGGUGUCUGUUGAAACCCGUCUCCCUACCUAGGGAAGACCAGCACUGACUAGAGGCAGGGAGCCGGGCUUGUCAGCAAGGCUGCAGACAUGUCUACUGUGUCGAUGCCCUUUCAUUUGACAGCACUGCCUGUAGCAGCUGAGUCUUGUGACCAGGGCUUUACCGGAUCCUCUUGUUUGCAUCAUAACAAAGCUGACUGCCCCUUAUUUCUUACUUGCUGCUAACUCCUAAUGACCUGAUAGGGAGCCGUGAGUCAGUCACUGAAGCACUGAUUCAGCAGGGGUGGCUGGGGGUGCAAUAAGAAGUCAAACCAAAGUCAAGUCAUGCUAAGAGUUAACUGGACUCCUGGUAUUUGAGCCUUUUCGUUUUACAAAUAAAAGUUAAGACACAAGAAUGGGGACAUAUACCUGUAAUCCACAGUACUCAGGAGACUGAGCCUGGAGAUUGUGGGUUUGAGGGCAGCCUGGGCUACAUACGGAGUUCCAGGCAAGCCUGGGAUGCACAGUAAAACACACACACACACACACACACACACACACACACACACACACACACACACGGCAGUCACUGCUAUAUACUAUGUAGUGUCUAUGUUCAAGUACUCCUGAAAGAUGAUUUUAAGCUUUGGGAAUUAAAAACAAAUAACACUUUAAUAAAUUUCUAUUUUUGAACAGUU
Mesocricetus auratus (golden hamster) is the source of this 2221-nucleotide messenger RNA. RefSeq names its product solute carrier family 31 member 2 (gene Slc31a2). Gene Ontology annotation, molecular function: copper ion transmembrane transporter activity. NCBI's taxonomy places the organism in Eukaryota, Metazoa, Chordata, Mammalia, Rodentia, Cricetidae. The coding region runs from base 564 to 989 and encodes 141 amino acids. The transcript is spliced from 5 exons. The record is from RefSeq and is a predicted model, not a curated record. Gene Ontology annotation, biological process: copper ion transmembrane transport. Gene Ontology annotation, cellular component: membrane.